Molecule: messenger RNA, 1507 nt
Organism: Ochlerotatus camptorhynchus
Lineage: Eukaryota; Metazoa; Arthropoda; Insecta; Diptera; Culicidae
Product: probable cytochrome P450 6a19
Exons: 2
Coding region: 1-1506 (501 amino acids)
Molecular function (GO): iron ion binding; monooxygenase activity; oxidoreductase activity, acting on paired donors, with incorporation or reduction of molecular oxygen
Source: RefSeq, a predicted model, not a curated record
AUGAUUCUUCUACUGCUAAUCGCUGCCGUGACCUUGGUGGUGCUGUUCAUCAAGCAACGGUUCAACUACUGGAAAGUGCGAGGAGUACCGUACGCGAAUCCCACCUUCCCCCUCGGGAACCUGUGGGGAACUGGUACGAAACAACACCUGUCGGAAGUCUUGGAAGACCUGUACUUCAAACUGAAGGGAAAUGCACUGUUCGGAGGAAUCUACUUCUUCAUCAACCCCGUGGUUCUGGCACUGGACCUUGACUUCAUCAAAACCAUUCUGGUGAAGGACUUUAACUCCUUUCACGAUCGGUCCAUUUACUUCAACGAAAAGGAUGAUCCGCUUACAGCUCACCUCUUCACCAUGGAAGGCAUCAAGUGGAAAAACAUGCGCGUCAAACUAACGCCCACGUUUACGUCGGGUAAGAUGAAAAUGAUGCUUCCGAUUGUUCGGGACUGUGCCGAUGAAUUGGAGCGAUGUAUCGUGAAGGAGACUGCUGGUGGUGGUGAGAUUGAGUUGAAAGAUAUUCUCGCACGCUUCACGACGGAUGUAAUUGGGAAUUGUGCGUUUGGACUGGAGUGUAACAGUUUGCGUGAUCCCAAUGCCGAGUUUCGCACCAUGGGAAGAGAUGUAUUUGACUUGCGUGGUCUUGGAUUCGUGAAGCUUCUUUUGACUCAGCAGUUUAGGACGCUAUCACGUGCGCUUGGAGCCGUGACGCUAACUCCAAGUGUUUCGAAGUUCUUUUUGAAAACCGUCUCGGACAAUAUUGAGUACAGAGAGAAGAACAAAAUCGAACGGAAUGAUUUCAUGGAUUUGAUGAUAAAGCUGAAAAACGGACAAGCUUUGGAACAGGGCAGCACGGAUCAGCAGUUGGGCACGCUAUCCGUUAAGGAAGUGGCUGCUCAGGCGUUCGUUUUCUUCUUUGCUGGGUUUGAAACCUCCUCGACACUGAUGUCGUUCUGUUUGUAUGAACUUGCCCUGAAUCAAAAUCUCCAGGACAAAGCCAGGAAGGAUGUCCUCGACACUAUUAGCAAGCAUGGAUCACUUUCCUAUGAAGCAGUUCAUGAGAUGAAAUACUUGGAAAAGUGCAUUUACGAGGGCCUUCGGAAAUACCCACCUGCAUCGAACAUUUUCCGUACGGCAACUCAGGACUAUAAUGUGCCCGGGACGUCGCUGACCAUUGAGAAGGGUACGUCGGUCAUGAUUCCCACACUCGCCAUCCACCACGAUCCGGAAUUUUAUCCGGACCCUAUGAAGUUCGACCCGGAUCGAUUCAACUCGGACCAGGUGGCAGCACGCCAUCCGUUUGCGUUCCUCGCGUUCGGAGAGGGUCCUCGUAUUUGCAUUGGGUUGCGCUUCGGGCUGAUGCAGGCUCGCAUUGGAUUGGCGACUUUGCUGAAGAAUUUUCACUUUAAGUUGGGUACGCAGAUGACGGGUCCUCCGAAACUUGAGCCCUCCAGUGCAAUUUUGAUGAUCAAGGGUGGACUUUGGAUGAAGGUGGAGAAGAUUGGUGCUUAGA